This is a messenger RNA of Coffea eugenioides, 1396 nucleotides long. Its product is annotated as alcohol dehydrogenase-like 7. Gene Ontology annotation, molecular function: zinc ion binding; S-(hydroxymethyl)glutathione dehydrogenase [NAD(P)+] activity. The coding region runs from base 74 to 1279 and encodes 401 amino acids. The record is from RefSeq and is a predicted model, not a curated record. Lineage: Eukaryota; Viridiplantae; Streptophyta; Magnoliopsida; Gentianales; Rubiaceae. The transcript has 10 exons. Gene Ontology annotation, cellular component: cytosol. Gene Ontology annotation, biological process: formaldehyde catabolic process.
UCAGCGUCCAUCGAAAACAUCGUCUGUUUCAGUUUCUGUGUUAUUGAAGAGUGAAGAAGAAGGAUUAACUGCAAUGGCGCAGAAUCAAGAAUCAAGCAACACUGCUGGGAAGCCCAUCCAUUGCAAAGCUGCGGUUGCAAGGAAAGCAGGGGAGCCAUUAGUGAUCGAGGAAAUCAUGGUCGCCCCCCCAAAAGCCCAUGAACUUCGCGUUCGAGUCUUAUGCUCUGCCCUUUGUUUCAGUGACAUCCAUUUCUGGAGACUGAAAGAACCUCAUGGAUAUUACCCCAGAAUUUUUGGUCAUGAAACUGUUGGGGUUGUGGAGAGUGUAGGCGAGGGAGUCGAGGACGUGAAAGUGGGAGAUACAGUCAUUCCAUCGUUUUUGGCCUAUUGCGGAGGAUGUCCUGAUUGCACAUCCCUCAAAAGCAACCAGUGCUCCAAAUUGAGAUUCGAACUGUCUCCGUAUAUCAGAGAUGGGACUAGCCGGUUUUCUGAUACCAAAGGACAGACAAUUUACCACUUUGGCUACACAUCAGGUUUCAGUGAGUACACUGUGGUAGACAUCACUCAUGUCACAAAAGUAGAUCCUGCACUUCCGGCGAGUCGAGCAUGCCUGCUUGGCUGUGGAGUAUCGACUGGAGUUGGUGCUGCAUGGAAAACAGCCGAUGUUGAAGCUGGCUCAACUGUAGCUAUAUUUGGAUUGGGAGUAAUUGGAUUAUCGGUUGCCGAAGGAGCAAGACUUCGUGGUGCUAAAAGAAUUAUCGGCGUGGAUUUGAACCCGGAGAAAGCUGAAAUUGGUAAAAAGGUUGGCGUCACCCAUUAUCUCAACCCAAAGGACCUUGGGGGCAAAUCUGCGAGCGAGGUGAUUCUUGAGAUGACUGACGGACUUGGUGCUGAUUAUUGCUUCGAAUGUGUCGGCUUACCAUCACUAGGGCAAGAAGCAUUUACUUGCUGCAGAAAGGGAUGGGGCAAGACAGUUAUAUUAGGAGUGGACAAGCCCGACUCACAGCUGAUCCUCAAUUCCCUGGUGAACUCUCAUAGUGGGAAAUCCAUUACCGGAGUCCAAUAUGGUGGUCUCAAGCCUAACAUUGAUAUUCCCAUUCUUGCAAAGCGUUACCUGGAUAAGGAACUUCAGCUGGACUUGUUUGUCACGCAUGAGGUCAAACUUGAAGACAUCAACAAGGCUUUCAAGUUGCUUAUUGAGGGCAAGUGCCUACGGACUGUCAUUUGGAUGGACAAGGAGAGGGCAAGUGCCGACGGUGUGGUUUUUGAUGAAAUAUAGUGCUAGUAGAUUCACAAGUACUAGAAAUGUUGCCUAAUAUUUUUCCUUUAGGAGUAUAAUAAAUGGCCUUUAUCUAAUCGAGAACUGUAUCUUCAUGAUAUCAAUUCUCAUUCCCCA